Toxotes jaculatrix (banded archerfish) is the source of this 1306-nucleotide messenger RNA. It is a transcript of the gene dhdh.2, whose product is annotated as dihydrodiol dehydrogenase, tandem duplicate 2. The transcript has 7 exons. Bases 8 to 1012 code for a protein of 334 amino acids. Gene Ontology annotation, molecular function: nucleotide binding. Lineage: Eukaryota; Metazoa; Chordata; Actinopteri; Toxotidae. The record is from RefSeq and is a predicted model, not a curated record.
UUCCAAUAUGGCAACCAGGUGGGGGAUCUGCAGCGCGGGGAAGAUCAGUCAUGAUUUCACUGUGGCCCUGAAAACUCUCCCGUCUGAGGACCAUCAGGUUGUGGCUGUGGCAGCUCGGAAGCUGGAAGAUGCACAGGAGUUUGCCAAAAAGCACAGCAUCUCCCGAGCGUACGGCAGCUACGAGGAGCUGGCCAGAGAUCCAGACAUCGAUGUGGUGUAUAUUGGAGUUAUCCACCCCUACCAUCUGAGCACAUGUCUGCUCUUCACGAACGCCAAGAAGAAUGUGCUGUGUGAGAAGCCGCUGGCCAUGAACACCAAGGAGGUGCAGGAGAUCCUUGCCUCUGCCAAGAGGAAUGACGUCUUCCUCAUGGAGGCUGUGUGGACCCGGUUUUUCCCGGUCUCUGUGGAGAUCAGAAGGCUUCUGGCCCAGGGGGAGGUGGGUGAGGUGAAGAUGGUCAGAUCAGAGUUUGGUGUGCCAGUGUUGCACAUACCAAGAUCGGUGCAGAAGGAGCUGGGUGGAGGAGCGAUACUGGAUCUUGGCAUCUACUGCCUGCAGUUCAUAUGCAUGGUGUAUAAUGGAGAGAAGCCAGAGUCCAUACAAGCCACGGGGGUCUGCCUGGAGACGGGUGUGGAUGAGACUGUGGUUGUCACUCUGAAGUUCUCCAAAAACAGGAUGGCCGUGUUUACCUGCUCCUCGGGUGUACAGCUGCCUAAUGAAGCCAUUAUUGUAGGCACAAAGGGCACCAUCAGGGUGCCUGCCCACAUGUGGUGCCCCACAUCAUUGGUGGUGCAUGGGAAGGAGACUCAGUAUCCAGUGCCAGAGCCCUGUUUGCCUCUCAACUUCCUCAACAGUACAGGGAUGUGUUAUGAAGCAGAAGAGGUUCGACAGUGUUUGCUCAAAGGUCUGAAGGAGAGUGCAGUUAUGUCUCAUGCUGACUCUCUUCUGCUGGCUGAGGUGGAGGAAGAGAUUCGAGGGCAGGUGGGGGUGGUGUACAGUCAGGACUGCCAGUAAAAUGCUGCGUGUACCGACACUGUGAUUUCUUACAAUUACAAAAAAAAAGUUUAUAAUUAUGGAAUAAGUUGUUCUUACGUCCACACACUAAUCAGUGAUUCACUUUAUCUUGUGAGGAUGAAGAAAGGUAAUUUUUUUUAAGGUAACUUCAUCUUAUUUUUGUCAUAGGCCUGACUAUGGCUAAUGUGUUCUAAUAAAGAUACCUGACAUGAUUUUACUUACCGUAGUUUAGGUCAAACCACACAAUGAAACACUGUAAAGACUUUGGAUGUAUAAAAUAAAUUUUCAAUGACA